Molecule: messenger RNA, 2035 nt
Organism: Poecile atricapillus (Black-capped chickadee)
Lineage: Eukaryota; Metazoa; Chordata; Aves; Passeriformes; Paridae
Product: UDP-glucuronosyltransferase 1A1-like
Exons: 1
Coding region: 773-1732 (319 amino acids)
Molecular function (GO): UDP-glycosyltransferase activity
Source: RefSeq, a predicted model, not a curated record
GGGGUUAGAUGAAAGUUAUACGGAGACAUGAGGAAAGAUUUUCUGCUGGCUUCUUAUCCUCCAAAAAAAUGCAAGUCUACAUGAAGGAAAAUUCAUUUUUCUCAGGCUGCCAGCUGGUUUUGACUAUUGAAAAAUCAGCAAAACCCAAACUGUACUGAACUCUACCCUGGUACUGUAACACUGAUUGCUCAUAUUAACCUCUACAGCAAGUUAUGUUUCACUGCACAACUUGCAUCCAUUUCAUUAGGGAGGAAAAUGCUUUGAAAAAUCGCUAAAUGACCUCAGUCUAUGACAAGUCUGUCAGUCUUCAGUGGCAGCGAUGGAAAAGAGUCCUUGCAGUGCUCCCUUGAUAGGCACAGUCCUCCCAUGAGGGAUCAGCAGUGUUUCUGCUCCAUCCAUUCCAUGGGUGCAUUUCAUUCCCGGAUUUUCCCUGCAUUUUGUCAUCGGACCUUGGGCGUGGUGGGCUGGCGGCAGGAAGUACCACAAAGCUGGGGUCCUGCUGAGGGAAGAAGGUGGCAUUGAGCCAAUAACCUUCACUUGGCGUGUGUGACAGUGACACACCUUUCCUGACUCACCCAAAGCCACCUUUGAAAUUCAAACCUGCCCUGAGUCUUUCCUAAUAAUUUAUUGAUAUCGGUGACCUUGUUGCAAAGGUCUGUGGACCCGAAAUGGGAGGUGAGACAAAGGGGAAGAGGUGGAGCACGGCUAGAGGCACUGGCAAAGCAGCCCUGGCCUCUCCGGUGCGAGGGCUCCUCUCUGCACAGCCCACACCAUGCUGGUGGCACUGCUUCUCCCCUUCCUGUGCCUCCUGAGCCCGGCUGCUGCUGGGAAGCUGCUGGUGAUCCCCAUGGAGGGCAGCCACUGGCUCAGCAUGAAAAAAGUGCUGCUCGAGCUGAGCAAGAGAGGGCAUGAAAUCGUGGUCAUUGCACCGGACAACACACUCCUGAUUGAUUCCUCGGGUGUCUACGAACUGAAAACCUACCCUAUGCCACUGAUGAAGGAGGUUGUAGAAGAACACAUUCGCUCCUUUACUUCAAAAUCUUUCAGCCAAGAGCCUUUCCUGGUGAGAUUCUGGAAGCUUUUGGCAGAGUAUCGGCAGAGCGGUGCCAUCUUUCAUGCUUCCUGCAAGUCCUUGCUGUACAACCAAGAGCUGAUGCAGUACAUCAGAGACAGUCACUUUGAUACCCUGCUCACGGAUCCUGUGUCACCUUGUGGGCAGAUCAUUGCCCUGCACUUCUCCAUCCCCAGUGUUUUCUUCCUGCGGCUGGUUCCGUGUGCCUUCGAGGUUCGCGCCGCUCAGGGCCCAGACCCACCAUCCUACGUGCCACGCAUGUUCUCGGGAAACACCGACCACAUGACCUUCUCCGAGAGGGUGAAGAACUUCCUGAUUGCCCUUUCCGAGUCCUUCAUCUGCAACAUUGCCUACUCUCCGUUUGAAGAGCUGGCCUCAGAGUUCCUCCAAAAGCCAAUGACAAUGACAGAGCUUUUAAGUCAUGGAUCCAUCUGGCUGAGGAGGAUCGACUUUGUCUUUGAGUAUCCCAUGCCUGUCAUGCCCAACAUGGUUUUCAUUGGAGGCAUCCACUGUGGAGAGAAGAAGAAGCUGUUAUCUCAGGUCAGUGGCUGGCUGGGAGAGCUUGUGGCAGUCACAUCUCUGCCUGAUCCAAGUGAGGUGUUUGAUAGGGAUGUAUCUUCUCUCUCCCGGAGGGAGACUAUUUACAAGAGCCUGAAGUGAUGGUACAAGAGCAAUGGCUUUAAGCUGUCAGAGGAAAGGAUUAGAUGGGAUAUUGGGAAGGAAUCCUUCCCUGAGAGGGUGGGGAGGCCCUGGCACAGGUUGCCCAGAGAAGCUGUGGCUGCUCUAGCCCUGGAAGUGUCCCAGGCCAAACUAGAUGACGCUUGGAGCAACCUGGGAUAGUGGAAGGUGUCCCUGCCCAUGGCAGGGGGUGGAAUGGGAUGAGCUUUAAGGUCCUUUUCAAUCCAAACCAUCCUGGCAUUCUUCAAUGACCAGGUCCCUCUUUCAAACUGUUGUUUUGUGUCA